This is a messenger RNA of Dermacentor andersoni, 927 nucleotides long. RefSeq lists its product as uncharacterized. The record is from RefSeq and is a predicted model, not a curated record. Lineage: Eukaryota; Metazoa; Arthropoda; Arachnida; Ixodida; Ixodidae.
UACAGUGACUUCAGGGCCGGGAAUGCCUAUAUACUAUCGCGAUAAUGUCGCGUACUGUUGCGAGAUGUUUCGUUGCAUCUCUGCGGCAGGCGGCACCGAAGCCAACGUCGCCGAGGCUCCCGCACCGUAUCGGGCUUUGAGAGCGACGCCCGGACUUCAGCUGGGGCGAGCGCAGCUGAGUCCCGCUACAAGACCGCGGCGACGACCACCAGAACCACCAAAGCCAGCACGCGUGCCAUGACGGCAAGGAGCGCAACCUCGCCGUCGUCUUUGUCCUCCUCGUCCGAGACUGCGCACGUGAUCCGCAUGAUGAAGAAGCGAAACCUUCCCCAGCCACCGCCCGACAACUGGCGCUCAGCGGUGCGGUUCACCGCAGCCGUGAUCCUCUCGGGCACCUUAUUUUCGCUCGUCAUGGUGCUCGGCUACAUCUUCGAGACGACCAUGCUUCUCCCCUGGGACAACAUUAACACGAAUGACGUCACACGUCCUAAUGGUCUCGAGAAAGGAGUAACCGUGGCGGUGGCUUACGACAUGAACCACACCGCACUUUAAUUCUCCGGAGCCAACGACACUUGUCAAGCCUGAGGGCCUUCUGAACUAUGACGACCAAGAAGAGGGAGACACGGCGGUGCUGCUGUGACAAGCCGGAGUUGUUCGGCCGACAUAGCGUGUUCAUGAACUCUAUUGAUAUUCGAUAUUUCUGCCAGGUGAUAGGCGACUACGUAGUGCGUUAACGCAUCGAAACUGUCGCAGCGAAGUUGCUGAAUGUGCUCCAUGAAUUGUCUUACAGGUGGAAAGAAAACUGAAAAACGGGACGUAUUGUGAAGCGCAGUUUCUGAAGUUGUCUUCUGUAUUCUGACAUACGCAGACAACCUGUGGGAAUUACGUAUAUUUUAAGGCUUUUUCAACGUGGCUCUGCUUACAGCA